Corticium candelabrum is the source of this 708-nucleotide messenger RNA. RefSeq lists its product as uncharacterized. Gene Ontology annotation, molecular function: nucleic acid binding. Gene Ontology annotation, biological process: DNA integration. The transcript has a single exon. The coding region runs from base 1 to 708 and encodes 235 amino acids. NCBI's taxonomy places the organism in Eukaryota, Metazoa, Porifera, Homoscleromorpha, Homosclerophorida, Plakinidae. The record is from RefSeq and is a predicted model, not a curated record.
AUGUCAAGGGUGACAUCUGACAGUACUAUCUCAGCUCUUCGUGAAAUAUUUGCUAAAAAUGGGUUACCUGAGCAGAUAGUUUUCAAUAACGGCCCACAAUUCACAGCAUCAGAAUUUGAAAACUUCUGCAAAUCAAACGGAAUCAAACACAUGAAGUCACCUCCAUAUCAUCCAGCCACAAAUGGUCAGGCCGAACGAUUCGUUCAAACAUUGAAGAUGAAGAUGAAGAGUUUGAAACAAGAGAAAGAAUUCAAACACAAGUUGGCUACAGUUUUGCUCUGGUAUAGAAGCACACCACAUGCAACAACUGGGGUAUCACCAUCAGAACUAUUUCUACAGAGACGAAUCAGAACUCGUUUGGACUUACUACAUCCAAGCAUGGAAAAUCGAGUGUUCUCAAGACAAACCAUGCAAGAGAAGAGUCCUAUGAAGCAUACAUUUCGAGAGUUUGCAGUCGGACAAACAUUUUGGGCUCGAAACUACAGAGGGACUGCCAAGUGGGUUGGAGGAGAGAUACUGGGACAACUACGUCCAGUCUCAUAUGAGGUCAUUGUGUCAGGAGGUGAAUGGAAACGUCAUGCAGACCAGUUGAGAGAUUGGACAGAAAACUUAGGACAAAAGCACAGUAACGGAACAAUGACAACAUUACCUGAUGUUCAGUUUCAAGGAGAUAGAGUAAGCAACAGUGUAAUUCCACAGUCAAUAUAG